Molecule: messenger RNA, 544 nt
Organism: Alnus glutinosa
Lineage: Eukaryota; Viridiplantae; Streptophyta; Magnoliopsida; Fagales; Betulaceae
Exons: 3
Coding region: 111-374 (87 amino acids)
Source: RefSeq, a predicted model, not a curated record
AAUCCAAAAGCGGUGUCGUCUUGGAGAAAGGUUCGGAAGACCGAAAAAAAAAAAACGUGUUGCCGGUACCUCUCUGUGACUCUUUUGGAGGAUCAGAGAGAGGAAGAGAAAUGAGCGAGACAAGGCCGGUGCCGAGGAGAGAGAGCCCAUGGGGGAUGCCAGAGGGGGACCACCGUCAGCCAAAGGCCCAUAGAUGCAAUGACCGAGCCGAGGAUGUCAUUCAAGCGUGUUUUGAGGGAAACCCGUUUAAGACAGUUCCAGGACCUUUCAAGCUCUUCUGGCAAUGCAUGCGUUCUAAACCUGGGGAGGAGCCGACGGAGCCAUAUACCUAUUUGCAGUUGGAUCCGCCAAAAGGAGAGAUGAAACUUGAGUGAAGCUACUUAAGCAGAAAGCCUUGAAGACAAUUUUAGUUUUAGGUUCAGUUCUUAUGGUUUCAGAACUUCCAGUUUUCUUGUCCAUCAAAUAUGAUGCUUACAUAAAGUUGGAGUGACACUAAGUUUCUGGCUUUCUAUUUAAUAAUAAAGAUGUUAAGUGCACCCCAAAA